Cuscuta campestris is the source of this 2076-nucleotide messenger RNA. NCBI's taxonomy places the organism in Eukaryota, Viridiplantae, Streptophyta, Magnoliopsida, Solanales, Convolvulaceae. The record is from the annotation of a GenBank genome assembly.
GCUGUUCCUUCUUACUGCUCUCGUCCCCACACCCCCCCCCUCUAUGGAACGCCUUAUUCAUCGUGGCUUCUGAGCUUUGAUUUCUGCCAUUCCCACUUACCUUUUAUCAAUCUGCCCAAAAAGGUCACUUCUUUCUGAGAAAUUCAUCUUCUUUUUCUUGGUUUUCUUGUGUUCUUACCGUGUCAAUCUGAAUUGGGUGUUCUUGAGAAAGUAGAGUAGGUAUGAAACAGUGGGUUGCUAGAAGGAGGCUUAUUCUGUUUCUGCUUCUCUGCCUCCAUGGCACCUGUUGUAGUCCAUUGAAUAAUCUCAAGGGUUUUGCAGAGAAAUUGGAAAAUGGCCUCUUACCUCAGAUCUCCCCGAGUUCUCUUCCAGACGCACAGCCCCUUCUUCCUCUUCUAGCACCUUCUCCGUUGGCUCCUUUCACUAAUAGCACUGUUGCCCCAAAGCUGUCUGGAUCAUGCCCGUUAAACUUUGUUUCCUUGGAAAGCAUGAUAACCACAACCUCGAUUGAUUGUGCUGCUCCAUUUGCAAAGUAUCUUGCAAAUGUCAUUUGUUGCCCACAAUUGGAAACCACCCUCACCAUUCUUGUAGGACAAUACAGUAAACACGGUAAAAAUGAACUUGCUUUAAACACAACACUUGCAAGGCAUUGUCUCUCAGAUUUUCAGAAGAUUCUGGUGGGUAAGGGUGCCAACAAUACACUGCAACAAAUCUGCUCUCUUAACCCAUCAAUCCUCAGUGAAGGUUCUUGCCCAAUCAGUACUGUACAAGAAUUUGAAGCCAUGGUGGACUCGUCGACCCUUCUUUCUUUGUGUGGGAAGAUUGAUCUUGUGAACGAGUGUUGUGAACAAAUCUGUCAAAGUGCUAUAUCAGAAGCUGCUGAGAAACUUGCUGCCAAAGCUUAUGGUCUUUCAAAUGUGUUGCCUGACCAGGCAACUAGAGCCAAUGAUUGCAAACGCGUUGUACUCCGUUGGUUGGCAAGCAAACUUGACCCAUCUGGUGCAAAAGACGUUCUUAGAGGGCUUUCUAGCUGCAAAAACAAUAGAGUGUGCCCUUUGGUUUUCCCCAACAUGAGCCGUAGCAUUAAUGCCUGUAAGAACGGGAUAAAGAAUCAGACAACUUGUUGCAGAGCCAUGGGGCACUAUGUUUCACACUUGCAAAGGCAGAGCUUUAUCACUAACUUGCAAGCUAUGGACUGUGCUGACUCACUUGGUAUGAAGCUACAGAAAGCCAAUGUUACCCAAAAUGUUUUCGAUCUUUGCCAUAUUACCCUCAAGGACUUUUCAGUUCAAGUUACACCAGAAGUUUCCGGGUGCCUUUUGUUAAGUUUGCCCUCAGAUGUCACACUUGACCAAACCACGGGGAUAAGUUUUAUGUGUGAUUUGAAUGAUAACAUUCCAGCUCCUUGGCCAUCUGCGUCACUGCUGCAUGCUUCAUCAUCAUGCAAUAAAACUGUCAAAGUUCCUGCACUUCCUGCUGCAGCAUCAUCAGGGGAAACUUGUGUUUAUGUUCUAGACUUGGGGUCUAUUCUGCUCGUGGUAAUGUCAACAAUGCUCGUUUUGCUUCUGCCACAAAGCUUGUGAUGAUAAACGAGCCGAUGGAACUACUAAUAUGUAAAGAAUAUUUGAUUACAAAGUGAACCGGAUGGGGCCGAAGAAAUGGUAAGAGCAUCUCCAACCAUUAAAACCCAAGAUGUGGAAACGAAGAAGAAAGAAAGGAAGCAUGUAUGUUGUUGACAUGAGAGAAGAAUCAAUAGGUCAUUGUGAUAUAGCAGGCAGGAAGUUGUGCUCUAAUGAGAAUGAGAGCUUUGAAAUCUGUAUUUCAAGCUAGAUUGGGAGAGUAGAGACGAGAGAUUAUGGGGGGAAAAUGAUUGUCUUAUUUAUAAUCAUCAAUUAUAGAGGUUGGCAUUUGGCAACUACUCCGUAUAUAUUUUGGCCAUAUUCCCUUUGUUUCUUAACAAAAUUGCGAAUUGUAUGUGAUGGUGUAAAUUAAUCACCGGAUAAAGAGUACUAGAUCGAGUCUAAGAUUGUUUACUGGAUUUGAAAAAGUGAAAGAUAAUAAAUGUAGAAGUUAACU